UGUGGUUGAUAGUGGCGCUACCGCCCAGUAGUUGUGCUGAAAAAGUAGUUGCGUCUGUGGUUUUAGGGUCACUGCAGCCCUUGAUUUAUGUUCUGUGUUGAAGAGUGUGUGUGUCUGUGUCUGUGGGUGUGUGUGUGUAGGAGUUGUAGCUGCUGUGGGGAGAGGUGACCAGUUACUAAUCAUGAGGUUUUACUCAUUGCAUCACAUUCAAGGAUAAGCUUGUGGCAGUGGCAAAGACUUUGAGGGGGAAAGGCUGAUUUUUCUGGCCUCCUGGGACUGUGAAGAGCGUUAGUACGUCACCUUGGAAGGCAUCAGGAAUCUUGGCCAUGAAGAAGCAGGUGGAGAUAUUGCUGAUGCUGGAUGGGGACCAGGCCAGUAGCAGUUAAUGCUGGCCAUGUUUCCACUUGGCCAUAGGGCCAGGGAAGCCCACUGUUUGAAGGCAGGCCACUGUUUGAAGGCAGGCCACUGAGUUGUCUUGGUAGAGCCUGUUGUAGGACCUGGCUGUGUCUUGUUGCCCUUUUUCAGUUGGAGUUUCAUUUAUCUUGUCCUUUAAUACCAGUUUACUUCAACAUGCGAGUUAGGAAUAAUGUUUGCAACAUGUCUGUGCAGUCGCUGCUUUGUGAAAGAAUUGCUGUUGCCAAAGACUUGAUUAAGAGAGCGGAAGCCCUUUCCAAGUCCCAGAAAAGGAGAAUAGAAGGUGGGGCAAAGCUAUGUAGCAAACUGAAGGCUGAGCUAAAUUUCUUACACAAGGUGGAGGCAGGGAAAGUGGCCAUUAAAGAAUCCCAUCUGCAGAGUACAAACCUUACCCACCUCCAAGCCAUUAUUCAGUCAGCAGAGAACCUGGAGGAUGUUGUCAGUGUCCUCCACGUCUUUGCUUACGAGGACAGGUUUGGAGACAAGCAGACACUGGUGGUAGAUGUCGUUGCAAACGGAGGUCACACGUGGGUGAAGGCCAUCGGUCGCAAAGCUGAGGCCCUGCAUAACAUCUGGCUGGGAAGGGGCCAGUAUGGUGACAAAAGUGUCAUUGAGCAGGCAGAGGACUUCCUGCAAGCAAGCCGUCAGCAGCCCGUGGAGUACAGCAAUCCCCACAUCAUCUUUGCAUUCUACAACAGCGUGUCCAGUCCUAUGGCAGAGAGGCUCAAGGAGAUGGGGAUAUCUGUGAGAGGAGAUGUUGUUGCUGUGAACUCACUGGUGGAACCAUCUGCAGAAAACGAGCACCUUGACACCAGUGAAUCAGAUGAAGAAGGCUCUGAACUCCUGCAGGUGACCAGGGUAGACCGGGAGAAUUUAGUGGCCAGCAUUGCUUUCCCUACCCAGAUCAAAGUAAACGUCUGCAAUAGAGUUAAUUUGGACAUCACUACCUUAAUAACCUACGUCUCUGCGCUGAGCUAUGGUGGCUGCUACUUUGUCUUCAAGGAAAAAGUGCUGACAGAACAAGCAGCCCAAGAAAGAAGGGAGAGAGUCCUGCCUCAGCUGAAGGAGUUCAUGGAAGGAAAAGAGCUCUUUGCCUGUGAAUCUGCUGUCAGAGAUUUCCAGUCCAUCUUGGAAACGCUGGGAGGACCUGGAGAGAAAGAGCGAGCUGCAUUGCUUGUUAAAAGAAUUAACGUGGUGCCAGAUCAGCCCUCGGAACGUGCCUUAGGACUCGUGGCUAGUUCAAAAAUCAACAGCCGCUCUUUAGCCAUUUUUGGGACAGGAGACACUUUGAAAGCCAUCACCAUGACUGCAAAUAGUGGGUUUGUGAGGGCAGCAGCAAAUCAAGGAGUCAGGUUUAGUGUUUUUGUCCAUCAGCCACGAGCAUUGACAGAAAGCAAAGAAUCUUUAGCCACACCUCUACCAAAGUGCUGCCCAUCUGAUAACGGAGUGUAACUCAUUAAAUGAGUUAGCAAUGGAAAAUACUGCAGCUGCUGCAGUGGAGGCAUUUGGAGAAACAGAAGAGUCAUAGCAAUACAGUUUUGGGUGUGUGUCAAUGGUGACAGCAGCUAGCAGUGGAAGAGCUCCUCAAGGGAUUUGUAAUAUCUUUACUACUUCCUUGAGGUUAUUUUUUGUCCAGCUGACCAUUAAUUUAUUCACUAAAGUAAUAACAAGUCAAUGAAAAUUUUUAACUGGCUUACAGUGCAUUAAUUGUAUCCAUCCCCAUUAAAAAGUUCAGUUAAAGCACA
Molecule: messenger RNA, 2159 nt
Organism: Zonotrichia leucophrys gambelii
Lineage: Eukaryota; Metazoa; Chordata; Aves; Passeriformes; Passerellidae
Gene: C2H7orf25
Product: chromosome 2 C7orf25 homolog
Exons: 2
Coding region: 571-1866 (431 amino acids)
Source: RefSeq, a predicted model, not a curated record